GGCCGAGCGGCUGAAGGAGCUGCACCUCCGCGAGUACCCCGACUACAAGUACCGCCCGCGCAAGAAGGGGCAGAAGGGGCAGCUGCGGGGCGUCUCGGACAAGAACGGCGGCAAGGUGACCAAGGCCAAGGAGAGCCACGGCGGCGGCGGCGGCCGGGAGAAGGCCAAGAGCGUGGUCAACGUGAUCAGCAACACGCGCAUCACCCACACGCAGGGCCUCGAGGUCGACCACAACAAGCUGGGCAUCAAGAUCACCAUCGACGACGACUUCAAGCGGUCGCACAUGAUGCCCCAGAACGGCGCCAUGGCCCUCACGCCGCAGUCCCCUCCCGAAGUGCCCGCCAGCCCGCCCUGCGACCUGCCAGACUCGCCCGAGAGUGCCUCCAUGUACGACGACCAGCAGGCCUUCAGCUACAACCCCGCCCACACCGCCCACUACCACUCCAGCACCAGUUCCACCGCCUCGUCGCCCUCCACUCACACCAUCAGUCGAACCAGCCUCACGCUCAGCAGCGCCACGUCCAUCCACAACGUCAUGUCGAGCCUCAGCACCGCCAGCAUGAUCAAGCAGGAGCCCGAGGACCCUCUGUACGAGGCCGUGUACACGCCCCAGAGCCUGGCCUCGCCCGGCCUGGCCUCGCCGCUCUGCGAGACGCCCACCACGCCCCACAUCAAGACGGAGCUGAAGCAGGAGACGCCCAGUCCGAGCGCCUCGCUGGCGGUGGACCACGCGAGCCUCGACGACCUGUACAACAUCACGGACUUCAUCUCCGUCACGGACAUCAAGAUGGACUUGGCUGACAUCGACUUCGACGCCGUCAGCACGAGUUCGGGGUCCCACUUCGACUUCUCGAGUGUGGCCGACGAGACGGACCACCUCCUGUCCGACUGCGGGAUCUCCCACACCUGGAUCGGCUCCGGCGCCUUCCUGCAGUAGGCAGGAAGCCCCGGGGCGCGUGAUCCAAGGGCGCGUCCUUUUUUCUCCUCCCCUCUUUCGUGUAGACAACGAAAGACAGACUUUUUAAGAUAUAACACUUCUGUCCAGCAUAGACUUAACAGUACUCUAGUGAAGUCAUUAGUAUUGUACACGAGAGAUCUGUUGGACGGGACCAACUGUCCUACCCAGCUUACAAAGCCUCCAUAACGGUGCCAGUGCCUUCAACCAUUGUUUCCUAUGACCUUUUUAACAAAAAAUAAAAAGUUAAUGAAACAGUACACAGAACAGACGAACCAAAAACAGUAAUAACAAACCAGUUAAACCGCAACUUACCGCAGUCUGGUCAAUAUAAUGGUGCACAAAGAUCAUCUCGGUGAUGAGACAAACUUUAGCCUUAGCAGCCCAGCCAUAAUGCAUGUGAAACAGUCUAGUUGGUGGACGACGACCCGCAGCGGGAGAGUCGUCCUUCUGGUAAACCAGUAUUCUCCACGUCGUACCGUAUUGUAUGAGGCUUUUUUAUUUUUGAUUUUUAUUUAUAUGUCUUCUGUGGAAGUGAUGAACCAUUUUGAAUACAUAUGUUGAUCGGAAUUUUUAAAAAGGAACCAAAUUUCUAGUGAGGGCAAGUGGGGCUUUGGAAGAAAGAAAACAGAGGAGAUACAAAACAGUCAUCCUAACAAGGAAAUGAGAGGGAGUCUCGCAGUGUAAACAAAUACUACUAAACAUGUCUUUCUAUUGGAUCGCCAGUCCACUCAUAUAGUUUGUUGUAAUAUUCUCCGUUGGUGAGGAGGCUCAAAGGAACAAAGAAAAGAGAUUCUUUAGUUCUGUAAGGAACAAGUCCCUAACAAUGUUUGCCAUCUUUUUGUUGUAAUGUUUGUGAAGAGAGAGAAGGAGGAGGUGUGGAUUCUGCUGAAGAAGUGGAAGAGAUCGGAAGAAAAGGAAGAAGAAGAAGAGGUCGAUGAUUGGUGGCUGGAGGCUUGAAAACAAAAAAAAAAAAAAGAAGUCCCGACUGCACAACAUCAGGCGACGCUGGUUCAAGAAAAGGCGAAUUGGUUGAAGAAGAAGAAGAAAAAAAAAAAGGAAUUGACGAAGACGGUCGAAGAUCAAGAACAAAGAAGGAAGGAAGACGAAAAGAAGAGUCUCGAUGGUGAGGCGGAAGGAUCACCCGUUGAGCUGUUCUUGUGCAGGUCUUCGGUGUUGGGCGAAGGAGAGCCAAGACGCUGCUGAAGGAGCCUAAACACUGCAGAUCGAGCCAAGAGAGCAAACCUUUAACUUGUGGUGUGACAACCUGAGGCGGUGACAGUCCAUGGCGGUGACAGCCUAUGGUGAUGACUGCCUAUGGUGGUACGACAGCCUGUGGUGACGACUGCCCAUGGUGGUACGGCAGCCUGUGGUGGUGACUGCCCAUGGUGGUACGGCAGCCUGUGUGGUGACUGCCCAUGGUGGAACGGCAGCCUGGUGGUGACAGCCAUGUGGUACGCAGCCUGUGGUGGUGACAGCCCAUGGUGGUACGGCAGCCUGUGGUGGUGACAGCCUCGACCAAUGAACGUCAAGGAAAACCCGUGGGCAUUUGGGGAGACAGUCUGAGUGACGUCAUCAGUGCAAUAAGCCAAUCGCAAGGCAGUUCAGUGACGUGGAAAAAAAACGUGUAUAAAAAAAAAAAAAAAAAUGUAGUCUAUGGUAGUAUUUAUAUAUUGUUACAAAAAAAAUAUUUUGUAAAUGACACAUUGUCCCAGUGAUGCCGUCGGAAGAAACCUGUAUCUUGUUUUUUUUUUUUGUUUGUUUAAGUGAUUGCACAGUUAUGGAGUCCGCCUUCUUAACGGCCUUGCAACUUUUAUUUUUUUUUUUUUUUUUUUUUCGUUCCUUCCUGCGUCCUUCGUUAUAAAUGUACAAGCCAUUUCGUUCUGGACUGCCACUCGGAGGGCACAUGUAAGGAGAUAAUCCCAACAGUACUUAAGAAAAAAAUAAUAACGUAUGACGUCACUGAACCUGCCCCCCCCCCCCCCCCCCCCCAGUCCCCUCUCCCCAUACCCCCUACCCCCCCCCCCACCCACCUAACGGCGAUGGCGUUGUUGCGUAACCGUUUUUUUUAUAUAUAAAUAUAUAUAUAAAUAUAUAUACAUAUGGGUAUUUUGGUAUGAUAAUGCAAUAAAAGAGACAAGAUUGAAAGAGGCAGAUUUUGUUUGGAAUUCUAGUCAGUACAACAAUAUUACUGUGUAUAGUAAUAAACUACGUCAAACGAUUUUGCUCGUUGUUUUCGCCCGUUUAUACAUGUAUAUUGUCACAUUAUCAUUAUUAUUUGCAUAUUUUUUUCUCUCGUAGAACACGGUUGAAAUGUAUCCACUUUUUUUUUUAUUUAUGUUCAAUUUGUGUUAGUUAUUCAAAGUCUAUUGAUUUUUUUUCUUUUUUAUUCGGUAGAAGGAAAAAAAUAUAUAUUUGUUUUGCAUCUCACCAGUUGCAAAAAAACUGCUCAAAACACUGAAAAGAAAUAGAUUAUAAGACGACUUUAAUAACAUCAGAAAUUUUCACAAGUGAUCUCAAUAUUUUCACAUACAAACUAACAAAUUUGACAAUAUUUUUUCACUUUUUUCAUCAUUGCAGUUAUUCUCUUUCUAUCAACCCUUUUCUUCCUUCUGCCUAAAAGUCUAUUAUAUUAUUGAUCAUAUUUUGUACAUAGUGUUAAAAGAAUGAAUGAAAUAUUCCUUGUACAGUUUUAAUUAUAUGGCAUUUCGUCAAUAAGUCUUGUCGAAGGUUUUAUAUAUAUUUGGUAGAGUUAGCGCUUGCCUGUUCCAAGUUCAGGAACUGCAGGUGUAUGGAACAAAUAAAUUUUUAUAUGUUUCAAGUGA
Messenger RNA from Penaeus vannamei (Pacific white shrimp), 3780 nucleotides. NCBI's taxonomy places the organism in Eukaryota, Metazoa, Arthropoda, Malacostraca, Decapoda, Penaeidae. The record is from RefSeq and is a predicted model, not a curated record.